AUGACGAGCCUCUCAACAAAAUUGGCUCAGCUGGAGGCCUCUGGCAAGCCUAUUCAAGUCGGGAUCAUUGGUGCAGGCAAGUUUGGUUCCAUGUACAUAUCACAAGCGCAUCUCACCAAAGGCGUCAGACUAGCGGCAAUUGCAGACUUGUCACGAGAACGUGCUCUGGCUUCGUUGAAGCGCACAGGCUUUCCUGAGGACAAAUACGAUGUCAGCCUUUCACUUCGUGAAGGUCUAGAAGCUGGCAAGACCGCAAUAACUACUGACUCGGCAGAACUUAUUGCACAACCUGGCAUUGACGUGAUUCUUGAAGUUACAGGCAGCCCUGCUGCAGGAGUACGACAUGUGCUUCUUUGCUGCGAGCACAAAAAGCAUAUUGUUAUGGUCAAUGUCGAAGCAGAUGUGUUAGCUGGUCCUCUCCUUGCUAGAAAAGCUCAAGAGGCAGGUAUAAUCUAUUCAAUGGCUUAUGGUGAUCAGCCAGCGUUGAUUGCAGAAAUGGUUGAUUGGGCACGAGCCGCUGGCUUCAAUGUCGUCUGCGCUGGCAAAGGAACAAAACAUUUGCCAGAAUAUCACUAUUCAACUCCAGAUACCGUAUGGUCUCACUAUGGAUUCACAGAUGAGCAAUUAGCCUCGGGUGAUUUCAACAAGCAAAUGUUCAACUCCUUCCUCGAUGGAACAAAAUCUGCUUUGGAGAUGUCUGCAGUUGCCAAUGGUUGUGGUUUAAGGCCACCAAAUGGUCUCAAAUUUCCACCUUGCGGUACACACGAUCUGCCUCAAGUACUGAAACCAAAGUCCGAAGGUGGUCAGAUGGAAUCGUAUGGCACAGUAGAGGUCGUUUCCUGUCUCGAAACAGAUGGUCGCUGGGUACAUAAUGAUUUAAGAUGGGGCGUUUAUGUGGUUAUCGAAGCUAAGAGAGAUCUCAUGGUUGGCGAAAAGUUAGAUGGCGAGGGGGGAUUUAUGGUGUAUGGCAAAAUCAUGUCAGCCGAGAACUCCCUCGAGAUUGAGGGUCUUCCUAUUGGUCUGGCACAUGGCCUAAUUUUGAAAAGAGCUGUGAGAAAGGACCAGGGAUUGAGCUGGCAAGAUGUCGAAUGGAGUGUCGAGUCACAAGCAGUCGCAGUGAGGAGAGAGAUGGAGGAUGUUUACAGGAAAGAAUUCGCGGGAAGAGUGAAUGGCAAAGCCAACAGCAAAGUCGAUAGCAAACUUGUUGAUGGCGCAAGUGUUGUCGUCAAUGGCCAUUGA
Messenger RNA from Lithohypha guttulata, 1239 nucleotides. RefSeq lists its product as uncharacterized. Gene Ontology annotation, molecular function: NADP binding; oxidoreductase activity. The record is from RefSeq and is a predicted model, not a curated record. Bases 1 to 1239 code for a protein of 412 amino acids. Lineage: Eukaryota; Fungi; Ascomycota; Eurotiomycetes; Chaetothyriales; Trichomeriaceae. The transcript has 3 exons.